Molecule: messenger RNA, 1227 nt
Organism: Acanthosepion pharaonis
Lineage: Eukaryota; Metazoa; Mollusca; Cephalopoda; Sepiida; Sepiidae
Source: the annotation of a GenBank genome assembly
AUGAGUUCAUGCCUGGCAUGCCUCAUACAUGUGCAAGAAUCUAAAUAUCACCACAUUUGCCUGAUUUCAUAUUCUGGUAAUUUCUAUCUAUUUAUCUAUCUAUCUAUCUAUCUCACUGUGUUGAUAUCUUUCUCACUCUGUUCAUAUCUAUCUAUCUACCUAUCUACUUCAAUCUGUUCAUAUCUAUCUAUCCAUCCAUCUAUUUCACUCUGUUCAUAUCUUUCUCACUCUUUUCCUAUCUAUCUAUCUAUCUAUCUAUCUAUCUAUCUAUCUAUCUAUCUAUUUCACUCUGUUCAUAUCUUUCUCACUCUUUUCCUAUCUAUCUAUCUAUCUAUCUAUCUAUCUAUCUAUUUCACUCUGUUCAUAUCUUUCUCACUCUUUCCUCCUAUCUAUCUAUCUAUCUAUUCCUCUGUUCAUCUUUCUCACUCUUUUCCUAUCUAUCUAUCUAUCUAUCUAUCUAUCUAUCUAUCUAUCUAUCUAUUUCACUCUGUUCAUAUCUUUCUCACUCUUUUCCUAUCUAUCUAUCUAUCUAUCUAUCUAUCUAUCUAUCUAUUUCCUCUAUUCUAUUUUCACCUCUGUUCUAUCUAUCUUUAUCUAUCUAUCUAUCUAUCUAUCUAUCUAUCUAUCUAUCUAUCUAUCUAUCUAUCUAUCUAUCUAUCUAUCUAUCUAUCUAUCUAUCUAUCCCACUCUGUUCAUAUCUUUCUCACUCUUUUCCUAUCUAUCUAUCUAUUUUACUCCGUUCAUAUCUUUCUCACUCUUUUAAUCAUAUCUAUCUAUCUAUCUAUCUAUUUCACUCUGUUCAUAUCUUUCUUACUCUGUUCAUAUCUAUCUACCUAUCUACUUCACUCUGUUGAUAUCUAUCUAUCUAUCUAUCUAUCUAUCUAUCUCACUCUGUUCAUAUCUAUCUACCUAUCUACUUCACUCUGUUCAUAUCUAUCUAUCUCACUCUGUUCAUAUCACUUUCACUCUGUUCAUAUCUAUCUAUCUAUCUAUCUAUCUAUCUAUCUAUCUAUCUAUCUAUCUAUCUAUCUAUCUCACUCUGUUCAUAUCUAUUUCACACUUCAUAUCUAUCACUUUCACUCUGUUCAUAUCUAUCUAUCUAUCUUUGUUCAUAUCUAUUUCACUCUGUUCAUAUCUAUCCAUUUCACUCUGUUUCUAUCUAUCUAUCUAUCUAUCUAUCUCACUCUAUUCAUAUCUAUCAUAACCUGUUUCUUUCUUUCACUCUGA